Molecule: messenger RNA, 1557 nt
Organism: Aspergillus fischeri NRRL 181
Lineage: Eukaryota; Fungi; Ascomycota; Eurotiomycetes; Eurotiales; Aspergillaceae
Product: putative amino acid permease
Exons: 4
Coding region: 1-1557 (518 amino acids)
Biological process (GO): amino acid transport; transmembrane transport
Cellular component (GO): membrane
Molecular function (GO): transmembrane transporter activity
Source: RefSeq, a predicted model, not a curated record
AUGGAGACUGGCACCGACAAAGGCUCGGCAGACGCCAUCCUCGAGCAUCUAGGCUAUACUCCGGAACUCUCCCGCAAUCGUUCAGUCCUGCAGGUCGCCUUUAUGUGCUUUAUCCUCUCCUCCGUCCCCUACGGUCUGGCUACCACCUUCUUCUACCCACUCGCCGCAGGAGGCCCGUCCACCAUCGUCUGGGGCUGGAUUAUCGUCUCCCUCGUUGUCCUGUGUGUAGCCAUCUCGCUGGCCGAGAUCACCUCCGUCUAUCCCACUGCCGGUGGCGUCUACUACCAAACCUUUGCCCUAUCGCCCCCCUGGUGCCGUCGCGCCGCCGCCUGGAUCUGUGGAUGGGCCUAUGUCCUCGGCAAUAUCACCAUUACCCUGGCUGUAAACUUUGGGACUACCCUGUUCUUUGUCGCCUGUCUCAAUGUCUUCGAAUCCGCGCCCGGUGUCGGGAUUGUAGAUGACAUGCAGACCUACCAGAUCUACCUCAUCUUCCUCGCCAUCACCCUGUUGACCCAUGCGAUCUCUUCCCUAGGCAACAAAUGGCUCCCCAUUCUGGAGACUUCGGCCAUCUUCUUGACCCUGAUCGGCCUGAUUGCCCUGAUCAUCAGCGUCCUUGUUGUCGCCAAACAUGGUCGACACUCUGGUAAGUGGGUAUUCACCGACUUUGAGCCCCAGUCUGGCUGGCCCGAUGGCUGGUCUUUCUGUAUCGGUUUGUUGCAGGCCGCAUACGCCACCUCGGCUACUGGAAUGAUCAUCUCUAUGUGUGAGGAAGUCCGUGAGCCUGCUAUUCAGGUGCCCAAAGCCAUGGUGGGGACCAUCGUGCUGAACUUCGUUGCCGGUUUGGGCUUCUUGCUGCCGCUGACCUUUGUCCUGCCCGAUAUCACGAUGCUGGUGAGCCUGGCCUCUGGUCAGCCCACCCCCGUGAUUCUGAAAGAUGCGCUUGGCAGCUCGACCGGAGCCUUUCUGCUGCUCCUCCCUCUGCUCAUUCUCGGCAUCAUCUGCGGUGUGGGAUGUGUGACGGCCGCCUCCCGCUGCACCUGGGCGUUUGCGCGCGACGGCGGUAUCCCCGGUUCCAAGUGGUGGAAGACCGUCAACGCGAAGCUGGACAUCCCUCUCAACGCGAUGAUGCUGGGAAUGACGGUGGAGAUUGCGCUCGGUGCCAUCUACUUUGGUUCCACCGCCGCGUUCAACGCCUUCUCCGGUGUUGGUGUGAUUUUCCUGACGCUCAGCUACGCUUGCCCCAUCGCGGUCUCGUUCUUCUUCCGUCGUCGCUCGGAUAUCGCUAACGCCAGAUUCAACCUGGGUAUCAUCGGCAGUAUCUGCAAUGUGGUUGCUCUGGCAUGGAGUCUUCUGGCGAUCCCUCUAUUCUGCAUGCCUACGUACAAGGUCGUCACCCUCGAGACCAUGAACUACGCCUGUGUCGUCUUCGUCGGGUUCACGACCAUUGCUGCGCUCUGGUACUUGGUCUGGGGCUACCGCAACUAUGAUGGUCCCCCCAAGGAGGGUAUCGAUGGGGUGGAGGCCGAUUUCCCCGAUCUGCCCGCAAAGACUGGGUAA